Centruroides sculpturatus (bark scorpion) is the source of this 678-nucleotide messenger RNA. RefSeq lists its product as uncharacterized. The record is from RefSeq and is a predicted model, not a curated record. NCBI's taxonomy places the organism in Eukaryota, Metazoa, Arthropoda, Arachnida, Scorpiones, Buthidae. The transcript has 5 exons. The annotation marks the transcript as partial.
AGAGCAAAAGGUCAUCCAGCACCUGAUCCAUUUUAUGUUGAUCAAGCUCAGAAUACUGUAUUGCAGUUAGAAUCAUUAGGAAUUAUAGCACACAUUGAAAAAUUUUUGGAAUCUGAAUCCUGUCCACAGAUUUGUUAUGCAGAUUGGUUUGGUUCAAAAAAUAAAUUCUCAAAAAGAAACUUUGGAACAUUUAGUAAAACAUCUCAACCACUUAAAUCUACAAAUCAGAAAACAUUGAGUCAGUCUAAUUUAUUGAAUAUUUCUUUUUCUUCAAGUCCUGGAACAGGUACAAGAAAAAUGCCAGAAAUCACAUCUAUUCUUAAAAAGAAAACAAGUACUGAUGGGGAAAGGCAACAAUUGUUAUCUACAGUUGGACAAGGAGAUGCUGAUUCAGAUGCUGAAACUACUCAUUCACCUGGAACUAGUGAUGAAAUGACACCAAUAUUAGGACGGAGGGGAAAAACAGAGAGCAGUAGUCAUACAUCGGCAAGUUCUGAUGCUGAUUCAAGAACAAGUAGUGAAGGAGCAAUAUAUAGGGUAUAUUUUUCAAAAUUAAUGUUAUUUAUAAAAAAUCAAUGUAAUGGAAUUAUAUUUAAAUUAUUUCUUUAUUCAUUUCAAUUUAAAAGAAAUCGGGAAGAUCUAGCCUUACUCUUGCAACAUUUGGGUUAUUGGUUUAUG